This is a messenger RNA of Linum tenue, 3075 nucleotides long. Lineage: Eukaryota; Viridiplantae; Streptophyta; Magnoliopsida; Malpighiales; Linaceae. The record is from the annotation of a GenBank genome assembly.
UUAGGCCCGAGCAGUGAGUUACCAUGAAAAAAGCGCUGAAAUGGCGAUGGUCGUUGACGAACUGCCGCCCAACUCCCGCCAAAAGUUGCGACUCGCUCUCCCAAAGCUUCCACUCCACUCUUCUUGCUUUUGAUCUUCGUCGCCUCGGGAUAAAUCCGGCGACCGGCAGCCAUUGAAUUCUUUUAACCCAGUGAAUGCUAACUCUCCGUCCAUGCUUCGUUUCAUUUCUCUCAGUACCCGUUUCCCACUCCUGCCGCCGACCAGCCUCCCUUCUUCGCUCCUUCCAUUUCUUCUCUAAACCUCACUCCCUCCUCCCAAAACCCUCUUCCCCUCACUUCCUCAAUCCUACUUCCCAGAUGUCGAAUCGCCCAAACGCAUUCGACAUUCUCAAGUCCAACGCCAAAUCCGUCUACAAGAACAAGCCCCAAGCCGAUUCACCCAAGAAGCGGAAAACCCCCGAAUCCGAAAACCCUAAACCUGCCGCCGCUUCUCCCGAUUCAGCGCCCGACGGGAAGGUUCCCGACCCUGAACCACCAAUUCAUGGCGGCGGAGAUUCUUCGACUGACCAGAAAUUGGAGCUGCCCAAGACGGACGGUGCCCAGAAGUCGUUUUUCAUGCCUUGUAGUAAUUCGAAGAAAGCCCGCGCCGACGAUAGGGUCGAGGAAUUGAAGAGCAAGGUUGGGGAUUUGAAGAAGAAAGCCAAGGAGUUUAAGCCGGAGAAAGUGGCGUGUUGGGAGAAGGGAGAGAGAAUUCCGUUCAUCUUCGUUUCGUUAGCGUUUGAUAUGAUUGCUAACGAGAGUGGGAGGAUUGUGAUUACGGAUAUCGUGUGCAAUAUGCUGCGGACAGUUAUGGAUACUACUCCCGAAGAUCUGCUGCCGGUGGUAUACCUCUUGGCGAACAAGAUUGCGCCUGCUCAUGAGGGGAUUGAGCUUGGGAUUGGGGAAGCAAUCUUGAUCAGAGCACUGGCGGAGGCUUACUCGAAGAUGGAGAGGGAUGUUAAGAAGAUGUACCAGGAGAUGGGAGAUUUGGGGCUUGUUGCUAAAGCUAGCCGCAGGACUCAACGGACGAUGUCCAAGCCUGAAUCUUUAACAGUCGCCAAAGUGUUUGACACGUUUCGAUUGAUUGCUAAGCAAUCUGGUAAGGAUAGUCAAGACAGCAAGAGGAAACAUAUCAAAGGACUUCUUGUGGCUGCCAUUGACUGCGAGCCUCAGUAUAUUAUGCGUUUGCUUCAGUCGAAGCUGCGAAUUGGUUUUUCAGAGCAGACUCUUUUGGCUGCUUUAGGCCAGGCUGCUGUGUACAUUGAGAAGCAUUCUAAACCACCUUCAAAUGUUCAGUCACCUUUGGAAGAGGCUGUGCGCAUUGUUAAGGGAGUCUACUCAGUCCUUCCUGUAUAUGAUAUAAUUGUCCCUGCUCUUCUCAGUAAUGGUGUAUGGAAUCUUUCCAAGACUUGUAACCUUGUGCCUGGUGUUCCUGUUGCACCGAUGCUUGCUAAAUCAACCAAGGCUGUUUCUGAGAUAUUAAAUAAAUUCCAGGAUAUAGAAUUCACGUGUGAAUACAAGUAUGAUGGAGAGCGUGCUCAGAUUCACUAUAUGGAGGAUGGUACAGUUGAGAUAUAUAGCCGGAAUGCUGAGCGAAACACUGGAAAAUUUCCUGAUGUUGUGGCUACAAUUUCAAGGUUGAAGAAGUCUUCUGUGAAAUCAUUCAUUCUGGAUGGUGAACUGGUUGCCUAUGACCGAGAAAAAAAUAAAAUCCUUCCCUUUCAGAUACUUAGUACACGAGCCCGCAAAAAUGUGGUCAUGAGUGAGAUAAAGGUUGAUGUGUGCAUAUUUGCUUUUGACAUGCUGUUUCUUAAUGGCGAACCACUUAUUCAAGAACAGUUGGAAGUUCGUCGAAAGCGGCUGUAUGAUUCAUUUGAGGUUGAGCCUGGAUUCUUUCAGUAUGCAACAGCAAUAACUUCUAACGACCUCGAGGAAAUACAGAAGUUUCUGAAUGCAGCUGUUGGCUCUAGUUCUGAGGGUUUGAUCAUCAAAACGCUGAAUAAAGAUGCUACAUAUGAACCUUCAAAACGAUCACGCAAUUGGCUAAAAUUAAAGAAAGAUUACAUGGAAAGGUAUGAUUACACCCCUCAAAUGGAGAUUGUCUUGGAUUUGUAUUCAUUGACUCUGACUGAGAUUAGCUAUACAGCCUUGGGGACUCAUUUGAUCUGGUUCCUAUUGGUGCUUUCCAUGGUACCGGGAAGCGUACAGGCUUCUAUGGUGCAUUUCUUCUUGCUUGUUAUGACACUGACAGAGAGGAAUAUCAAAGUAUUUGUAAAUUGGGUGAGACAACACUUUCUUGUCACUCUGCUUAAUUGCUGUACGGGAUUCAGUGAAGCACUGCUUGAAGAACAUUCUACUAGACUACGCACGAAAGUGAUUUCCGAACCAAAGACAUACUACAGGUUUGGAGAGAAGCUGAAUCCAGAUGUGUGGUUUGAGCCAUCUGAGGUAUGGGAGGUGAAAGCUGCAGACUUGACAAUCAGCCCUGUCCAUUGUGCAGCAAUUGGUGCAGUGGAUCCUAACAAGGGUAUUUCUCUGCGGUUCCCUCGUAUGUUACGUGUCAGAACAGACAAGCUUCCAGAGGAAGCUUCAUCAGCCGAGCAGGUGGCGGAGAUGUAUAAUGCUCAGAAGCACAAUCAGCCGAACCCUGAGGCAGAUGAUGAAGAUGAUUAAGCAUCAGAUCUUUCAUCUUUGCAUUUAUAUCACCUUCAGCAAAGAUCCUACAGUGCAUUUGACCCUCUUCCAAGAAACCAGAUGGCAAAGUCAUGUUUGCUGCGCUGUAAAGAUUGUGGUUGCAGUAAAUUGAAACUGAGCACCAUGACAGCUUAAACCCCUAGAAAAUUUGUUGUAGGCAAAGAAAAUUUUGGUGUUUGAAACUCAGAGUUGCAUACUUGUAAUGCUAGUGAACUGGGUCUGCUACAGCUCUAAGGUUAGGACAAAGAAGCACUGUCUGAAUCUGCCAUAGAAUUAACUUGAUUUUGGAGAAUGAAUCUCAUCAAACGAAGGGUGCAGAUUAUAUUUGGUGUACAGUUCUAUC